ACUAACUAUCGACCAUGAGUAUUGCCAGACAGUUUGUACGCCAGUUCAGCAGCACUGGAGUUGUUGGCAAGCCAGGGUACUCCACAGUGGAGCCCGUGCACCACUUGGUGAACAUCAGAAAGGCCGCAUUAAAACCAAAGUAUCAAGGGUUAUUGAUACCCAAAGACGACAUAAGGUCUGUGGGAUUCAAGCCUACAGAGAUCGACCAGGACAGAGUGGCAGAGUACUAUCAAAACACAUUGAAGUCGGAUCUCUUAUUGCAUAACUACGAGCACGGCGCCCAAGUGAUUGAAGGUGAAAAGAAGAGAUCGUGGGGUACUGAUUCUCCCUACAAAUUGUACCGUAACUUGAAGAAGGCCAAGCGGGUGGGUCGUGCGACUAGGGACAUUCAUCCAAUCAAGCACGAUAACGUUCCCCAGUUGGAGUCCAUCUACAUUCAAUCAUACAACAAGUGGGCCUUGGAAGAAAGUUGGUUGAACAUCUCCACCAGAUUACAGCUCUCGCAGAUCACCAACGUCAAGGCUAAGCAAAUCUACGCCAAGGCCAACAUCUUGCCAUGGAGACUUCGUGAAGGAAAGCCAUGUGGUGCCAAGGUUGAAAUCAAGGGCAUCGACAUGUCUCAGUUCAUAACCACUUUGACUGAAUUAGUCUUACCUAGAAUCAGAACCUUCAAGGGUAUUAAAAACACCUCGGGUGACUCCAAUGGUAACAUCACCUUUGGUUUGGACCCGGACAAUCUCAAGUACUUCCCUGAAAUCGAAAGUUUCCAGGACUUGUUUCCCAACUUGAAUGGUGUCCAUAUCACAUUUAAGACCACCGCAAGAACUGACGAACAGGCCAGAACUUUGUUGAGUGCAUUGGGCUUACCAUUCUACGAUCCAAACUAAAUUAUUCUGUAUAGAAAAUGUAAAUAGCGAGUUAACAAAGUGCAAUGGUUUAAUUAAUUCAAGCUGCCUAUUCCAAAAGAAUUUGGUGCUGCUUAGAAGUGUUCACGGUACACAUCGAGAUGAUUCACGAAGCGGAUACCUGACUACGUCGUGAUUAUUUUCCUUAGAGCGUUCAUAUUGUGGUGAUGUCUCA
This is a messenger RNA of Suhomyces tanzawaensis NRRL Y-17324, 1080 nucleotides long. Its product is annotated as mitochondrial 54S ribosomal protein uL5m. Bases 15 to 887 code for a protein of 290 amino acids. NCBI's taxonomy places the organism in Eukaryota, Fungi, Ascomycota, Pichiomycetes, Serinales, Debaryomycetaceae. The transcript has a single exon. Gene Ontology annotation, molecular function: structural constituent of ribosome; RNA binding. The record is from RefSeq and is a predicted model, not a curated record. Gene Ontology annotation, biological process: translation. Gene Ontology annotation, cellular component: ribosome; cytosolic large ribosomal subunit.